AUGGAUUUAGUGGAGUGGAACAGUCCUAUUCUCAUUGUUAUUACUGAAACCAGGAUGAAUGGAGCAAGCGCUUUGGAGAUGAUUGAGACAUUACCUUUUGAUGGGGCGAAAGUGACAGAUACAAUUGGUUUUGCUGGGGGUAUCUGGUUGCUCUGGAGGACUGAUUCGGUGCAAGUGGAUGUGCUGGCAACAACGGAGCAAGAGAUUCAUGCCAUCAUCAGGGUAAGAUCUCAAACUCUAAGCUGGAUUAUUAGUGCCAUUUAUGCUAGUCCUAGGUUUGCUGAGAGAUGCAUGCUUUGGGAAAACCUUAAAUUGAUAUCUAAUUUACACGAUCUUCCUUGGGCUCUUAUGGGAGAUUUUAAUGAGGUUAUCUCUGAAGGGGGAAAAUUUGGGGGCAAUCCUACCUGUCAAAGAAGAGUGAGAGCCAUUCUUGACUGUAUUAAUGAGUACCAAAUGAUGGACUUGGGCUUUUCAGGGCCUAAAUUUACCUGGACUAAUAAGAGAGAAUUAGGGGGCCUUAUCCAAUGCAGGCUUGAUAGGUGUUGGGCCAACCCUAGUUGGAAAGCCUAUUUUCUUAAGGCUAGUGUGACUCACUUGGCUAGAGUGAACUCGGACCACUGCCUUCUCCUGUUAAAUUUAUAUCCUAAUCUUGUGGCAAAUUCUAACAAACCUUUUAGGUUCCAACCCAUGUGGCUUAGUCACAAGGAUUUCCCUGCCAUUGUUAGGGAUUCAUGGGAAGGGAGAGAAGAAGAUUUACCUGGUGCUGUUACUAGAUUCACUCAGAAGGCCCAAACUUGGAAUAAAGAAGUUUUUGGGAAUAUUUUUGUGAGGAAAAGGCAGAUUAUGGCUAGGCUGCUUGGUACUCAGAAAGCCCUUGCCAAUAACCCUAAUAACUUUCUUAUUAAUCUACAAGAUCAGCUUUUUGAAGAGUAUAAUGUGAUUCUCCAGAUUGAGGAGGAACUCUAG
Molecule: messenger RNA, 966 nt
Organism: Quercus robur (English oak)
Lineage: Eukaryota; Viridiplantae; Streptophyta; Magnoliopsida; Fagales; Fagaceae
Exons: 1
Coding region: 1-966 (321 amino acids)
Molecular function (GO): catalytic activity
Source: RefSeq, a predicted model, not a curated record